AUGGCCAUCAUCGACGUCUUACCAGGUGUUGAGGUCACCAUCGUGUGUGAUGGUGAGCCUAUCAAGGAGCACACGGACGAAGACCUCGAAGAAGAGCCACGCACAGUCAUACGUUAUGUAGAGGCCAAGUCAGAUCAGAACUUUGGAGUCAGCAUCAAGGUGAAGCAGGGCACCACGUUCCUUGGGGAGACGUUGGCUUUCGAGAUCAAGGUCGAUGGAGGUUUCAUUGUACACCCGACUGUGUCAAAGCCGAACUGUCUUCGUCGCGACUACAUCGCUAUUCGUGAGGGCCAGCCUCUUCCCAAUGGCAAAGUGCGCCCUUUCCAGUUUACCAGUCUGGAAACCGUCAGCGACGGCCAUGUGCUUAAGGACGAGCCUUCGAAGUUGAAAGAGCUGGGAGAGAUUACUGUUCUCGUCACCCACGAGACCCGCUCCCAGGCCACACGAGCAAGCAAAAGGCCGAAAGACCUGAAGACUUGGGACUUCGUUUCCGAGAAAGCACUUAAGGGCAAGGCGCUUUCUCACUCCAUCGGCUUCGGAGAGGCUGUGAAGUCAAGUAAACACAGAGCUGUCUCCUGCAAGCCUGUCACUGGUGCCCCCAAUCCAUUUGCCAUUUUCACCUUUCGCUAUCGCUCGCUAGACGCCCUGAAGUCCAUGCUCGUCAUUCCUCGUACCCCGAGUCCCGAGCCCGAAGUACCACUAGAGCGCCGCGUACACGCUACUCCCACUCCCGAGGAGCGAGAGGAGGCAUUCAGACGAUGGCAGGCCCAAAUGGCAGCUAGCCAGGAGGGGGAAGACGCAAAGGAGAAUUUCAAGCGCGAGUACCCUGGAGGCGAAGAUCCACGUCCACGAAAGCUGGCUCGUGACGGGCUGGAGACACCCAGCUCGAGAUUGAUGAGGCAGGCGGCUUUCGCGAGGCGUCCACAGCUUCACUCGGUCGUGCUGAGGACGAUGUCAUCGUCAUCGAUUAGUGAGAUCUCCGAGAAGGAGUACGCAACGUGCUGA
Fulvia fulva is the source of this 1005-nucleotide messenger RNA. RefSeq lists its product as uncharacterized. The transcript has 5 exons. Lineage: Eukaryota; Fungi; Ascomycota; Dothideomycetes; Mycosphaerellales; Mycosphaerellaceae. The record is from RefSeq and is a predicted model, not a curated record. The coding region runs from base 1 to 1005 and encodes 334 amino acids.